AUGGCAGACAAGGAAGACGCCGGGAAAGGUGGCAGUGUGGAAAUGGAUCCACUGGUGAAAGUGAAAGACGGCAGCUUGGAGGAUGGCGGCAAAAACGUGGACCCGGUUUUGGAACCUGCCAGCGACAAGAUCGAGUUGAAGCAGAAGCUGUCGCUUAUCAACGGCAUUCACGGUCAUCGUCGGCAGCAUCAUCGGCUCCGCGUGGGGCUGGCCCUGGUGGUCUGGGUCCUCAGUGGCAUCUACUCCAUGAUCGGCGCCUACUGUUAUGCUGAGCUGGGAACAGCCAUCGUGCGGUCGGGUGCGGACUAUGCCUACCUGUUCGAAGCUUUCGGACCGUUUCUUGCCUUCCUGCGACUGUGGGUGGAGUGCAUGAUCGUCCGGCCGUGCUCCCAGGCCAUCGUGGCUCUCACCUUCGCCUAUUACGUCAUCGAACCGUUGUUUCCCGAUUGCGAUCAGCCGCAGGAUGCUGUUCGUCUGCUAGCUGUCGUCUGCAUCCGACACAAAGGACAUGGGAAGCUAGUUAGUCUUGAUGAAACAGUUGCCACGCAUAUUAAGUUUCUCACCCAUAUCACAGCACCAUCCCAGCAGCAGCAGCAGCAGCAGCAGACGACGACAGCUACAACUGUGAACCCGGAAGGAGGUCAUAUCGAGGCAGAGGUUCAAGUCGUCAACUGCACGAGAGACGAUGUCUCCCCCGGCGGAGGGGUUCGACUGGAGCAGCGAAUCACCCUCUUGAACGGCGUGACGGUCAUCGUCGGCAGCAUCGUCGGCUCGGGCAUCUUCAUCAGCCCCCGGGGAGUGCUGGCCGGCACGGGCAGCGUGGGACUGUCGCUGGUGGUCUGGGUGCUCAGCGGCCUGUACUCGAUGGUCGGCGCCUACUGCUACGCCGAGCUGGGCACAGCCAUCGUGCGGUCGGGGGCCGACUAUGCCUACAUCCUGGAGGCCUUCGGUCCAGCACUGGGAUUCAUGCGCCUGUGGAUCGAGAGCUUCAUCGUGCGACCCUGCACCACCGCCAUAGUGGCCUUGACCUUCGCUUAUUAUGUCAUCGAACCUUUAUUUCCGGAUUGCGACCAGCCGGAGAUCGCUGUUACCCUCCUGGCUGCCGUAUGCAUACUGAUCCUGACGUUUGUCAACUGUAUGGAUGUGACAUGGGCAACUCGAGUCCAGGAUAUCUUUACCUACGCCAAGAUGUUAGCGCUAAUCCUAAUCAUUAUCACAGGAUUUGUUCAGCUCGGCCGAGGUGAAUAUGAAUAUUUCCAGAAUGCAUUUGAAGAUUCAAAAUCAGACAUAGGAGAAAUUUCAUUAGCAUUCUACUCAGGGCUGUUUGCUUAUAAUGGAUGGAACUACUUAAACUUUGUUAUUGAAGAGUUGAAGGACCCAUACCGCAACCUCCCCAAGGCAAUUUGGAUCUCGAUCAUCAUGGUAACCUUGGUUUACACAUUCACCAACGUUGCUUAUUUCACCACUGUUAGCCCGCAGGAAGUGUUGGGUGGUGCUGCAGUUGCUGUGAUGUUUUCCAAGCGCCUGUAUGGGUUCAUGUGGUGGAUUAUGCCCAUCUUCGUGUCCUUGUCUACCUUUGGCGGUGUCAACGGUAUCCUUUUCACCACUGCUCGCCUCUUCUAUGUGGGUGGCCGCGAGGGUCACAUGCCCAAGAUCCUCAGCAUGGUGCAAGUCCAGAGAUUGACACCCCUGCCUGCUGUGCUCUUUAUGGGCUUGCUGUCCUUGCUCUACCUGGCAUCCUCAGAUAUAUAUGCCCUGAUCAACUACGUGGGCUUUGCAACAUGGCUAUCCAUCGGUCUUGCCAUUGUGUCCCUCAUGUACUUGCGCUGGAAACGACCUGAUAUGCCUCGCCCUAUUAAGGUGUCGCUCGUCUGGCCUAUCAUCUACACCAUUGUUACCAUCUACCUGAUCAUUCUGCCUCUCUAUGCCAGUCCUACAGAAACUGGUAUUGGUCUAGCCAUAAUAUGCACUGGCGUUCCUGUAUAUGUCAUCUGUGUGGUUUGGAAGUCAAAACCCAAGGCAUUUGACAGAUUUAUGGAUAACCUGACGAUAUUUCUGCAGAAACUGUUGAUAGUUGUGGCAGAGGAAAAGAAGCAGUGAGAUGAAGUUGACCAUAAACAUAAGAGACAAUUAUUAGACUGUUCAUUUUUAAGUCAUUCAUUGGGAACAACCUUUUAGCAAAUAAUUGUGGCAGACUUUGGUGAUGGAGAGAAAACAUACUGGUGGAGAAGGAAUAAUGUGUACUUGCAGGCUACGUUUUUGAUGUUGCAUGAGGACCAAAGGGCGGCAACUCUUGGAUUCUCAAGCUAGUCAGGAACUAGGCAGGCAGUUCUACUUAAUUUCAGAAAAAAUCCUAUGGAAGAAAAAGACUAUCAGAUUUUUCUAAACAAUUAAAAGUUUUAAGUAGACCUCUUAAUAAUUUAGUUUUAAUGCUUGCUUAACUGAAAUAAUUUAAAUUCUUUGAGAAAGAUCAGAUAACCCCCUUUUUUUUCCAUGAGGUUCCACAACUGAUGUCCAAGUUGUGACUUUACAGAUGUAGUAUUUAGUCUAAUGCACAAACCAGGGUGUGAUGUAGUUCACGUAAACAUUGGAAGUCUGCUUAUCCUCUUUCUGAGGAAGAAGAGACUGGGAAGUAAGGACAUAUAUUGUACAUUAGAUGGUGUUGUAUAUAGUAUAUGUCAUUUCUGUAGCAGAAACCUGGGCUGAUUGUUGUUUAGGGUCAGAUUUGUCAGUUUUGUGGGUGGUGGUGUAAAAUUUAGUUUUGCUGCAUUUGGUAUUGAAUUUUCUGGAUGUUAUUGAUCAAAUGUUAAAGAUGUCUUUGACAAAAGGAAUGUUGCAUUUAUUAUCUUUGUCCCAUUUCCAUGCUGGUUUUUUUAUUUGAAAGGUAAUGGUAAUUAAUGUCUAUUAAUGUGUUUUCAAGCAUUCUACAGAAUCCUUAGACUUAUCUUCUGAUGUAAUAGAAAUGCUGUGUUGAGUCCUUACACCCACUUAUGUUUCUGGAGUUAAAUAUUGUGGAUCCAGUCAUUGCUAAAGCAGUUUGUUUGUCACAUGGUUGUGUGUGUAGCUUAAACUGUAUUUUGUUUGGGUGUUUAUGUUUGGGAAAGUUUGAUGCUGAAUAAAAGGUGUGAACUUUCCGUAGUUCUGCUGCAGAUGCAAUAGCUACGAGCUGUCAGGAGCGUAAAAUUAUGAGUGUGCUGUGUGAGUGUUUAGAUAGGAAAAUAUUAUUGUAGGUGUGUACACACGUACAUAUGUGUUUGCAUUCUUCACAGAGGCAUUUAAUAUGAAAAGUUGCUAAGUUUUAUGGAAAAUGAAGGAAUUACUGUUUUGUUGUAAGAAGUGCUGCAUUCACAAAUUGCUUAUUACCUAAACAGCUACAUUUGGAUUGAAUUUGAGAAGUGAUGGUCAUUUGUGUAUGUUAACUUCAUUAACAUCCUGGUACAUUGUGUACAUGCAUGAAUAUGUGGGUGGGCAUUUGGCUUUACACAUCUGUAAUGGACUGAGAGGCACUGGAUUUUUUUAAUAGUCGUAGUUUGGAGUCUGUCUUUAUUCAAUUUGUUUGCAAAAUGAGCAAGGCCAACAUUUUGCGAUAUGUUAUAUGGUGUGUUCCUGGUUGUAUGGUGCAAAGAUUUAUGUGUUGGAGUGAUGUGUGACAUAAGACACAUUGUGAAACAUAAAGAAGUGUAUUGAUCAUUGAAUAAAAUUAUUUAUGACUUAAUAUUGGAGGCAUGGAAAGAGACAUUUAAAAACUUUCGGAGUGCAUGCUUUUAAACAUAUACCAACCCGGUUCAUCAUCUUGCCUUCUCCACCUCUUAAUAUUUGUAAAUCAUUACUUCCACUCCCUCCUCACCUCACCCUUAGUAAGGCUUUUUUUCUUUAAUAUUUAAAAAAAAAAUCUUUUAAACCUUACAUUUUAAUGCUUACAGGGUGCAAGAACAAAAAAAAAAAAGCUCACUUCAUCUGAUGAUUCUGAUAUGUGUGUUCACUCAAAACUGAAAUAUAGGUACAGGGUUUGCACCUGCUUGAAGGAAAAUUUUUUUCACUUUGCCAUCUCAUAUACUUUCUAUGAAUCUGGUUAGAGCAAGUAUUGUGCAUAUGUUUAGUCAGAAAUUACCAUACAUUACUUCUUUUCAGAGUAAAAAGUGGGCCACCUAGAUGCACUUGCUGAAUUCUAAUGAUUUUUCUGAUUAGAAAUAGCAUUAAUAUACAACAUCAUAUUGAACAGUGACAAUGGGUUGCAGAGAGGCUGGGCAAGAGUGUACAUCCAUUGACAUUUUAUGUACAAAGUGGUGGGGCCACAAAGUUCAGUUGUAAAAUCCGAUCUCAUACCAGAGGCAACCAUAGAGACUUGUGUACCAGGGCUACUUAUAGAGCUGGCUGAUUUUUCCUCAAAAUAGUCAUUUUUCAUUAUGUUUAUAUCAUGCUCCUCAUAUUUUUCUUGCGUGUAUAGAAACUGGCUUCAAGGUGAAUUGGGAUUGGUGUCUGUUUUCCUUAUUUUUGCAAAAUGCUUUGAUGUGAGCUAUUCAUGACUUGUUGGGAUUGAAUGUCUAACAUCCGUAAUUUUGUGUGUGUGUGUCUGAGAUCUCAGAAAAAGCAUACAUCUACAGUUCAUAGCCUAACUUGAUGACAUAUUUCUGUGUUUUCCUUCCCCAGUUUGAUUCUGCUCCUGAAUAGUCUCCCCUGAACAUGAACUACUUUCAAAUGACAAAACUGAAAGUAACUUCUAGAUUUGCUUUUGCCUAGAAAGAUUUGAAAUCUGUUUGAAAUGUUGUGUUUCAGGUUAACUUACAUGUUUGAUUGUACAUAUAGAAAAGUAUGUCAUGCUUACUUGCUACAGCUCUCGAGUUAGACAUUGGUCUCCAGAAUGUUGAAAGCCUCCUUAAAAGCUCCAAUAAAGUAUAUGGUUGAGUCAGUUUUAAA
Pomacea canaliculata is the source of this 4917-nucleotide messenger RNA. RefSeq names its product large neutral amino acids transporter small subunit 2-like. Gene Ontology annotation, biological process: amino acid transmembrane transport. The record is from RefSeq and is a predicted model, not a curated record. Gene Ontology annotation, molecular function: L-amino acid transmembrane transporter activity. Gene Ontology annotation, cellular component: membrane. NCBI's taxonomy places the organism in Eukaryota, Metazoa, Mollusca, Gastropoda, Architaenioglossa, Ampullariidae.